CAGUGUCCCCUUUCAUUGUUGUUUGAUUUCUAAAGGCUAACGUUAUGGUACAUGUCCUUUGUUCCCAAACAGAUUUCCUCACUCAGUUUUCCUGGCACCAUGGAUUCUGCCUGGGCUAAUGUUUCCGACAGCAAUGGAAGCAGCUGUGAGGUACACAGUAAUCAGAGAGCAGCACAAACCAUCUUCACUGUGUAUUAUUUUAUCGUUUUUAUCAUUGGUUCUUGUGGGAACAUUCUUGCUCUUCACCUUACAUUUAAGAGAGGAAAAAAAGUAAACUCAACAGACAUCUAUCUGAUCAACCUGGCUGUGUCUGAUGCCCUGUUUACUCUUGCUCUGCCCGGCAGAAUUACUUAUUACAUCUUAAAUUUCCACUGGCCUUUUGGAGACAGCUUAUGCAGAAUAACAGCCUUUAUUUUUUAUACCAAUACAUAUGUUGGGAUUUACUUCAUGACCUGCGUGAGUGUUGAUCGUUAUAUCGCUGUGGUACAUGCACUUCGGUUUAGUAAGCUAAGGAAAACAUGCUGUGUUAAAUACAUAUGCCUUCUGGGUUGGUGUAUUGUGGUCCUCCAGACAAUGCCACUGCUGUUUAGACCAAUGACAAAAGAAAAUAAAAAUACAGUGACAUGCAUGGAAUAUUUCAACUUUGAAGAUGUCAAUCACCUGCCAGUUCUUCUCUUGCUAGCUUGCAUCUUCGGCUAUGGAACACCAUUUGGCAUCAUUCUGUUCUGCUAUAUGUGCAUCAGUAUGAGACUGUGUAAAGCUGCAAAGAACAACCCCAUAGCAGACAAAAAUGGGCAAUAUAACCGAGCAUUCAAUGUAAUCAUGAUAGUGCUGAUUGCCAUUGUCCUGUGCUUUACUCCAUACCACAUCAACAUCAUUCAGUUCAUGGUCAGAAGUCUCAUUCGCCAGCAGACUUGCUUGGAUAAUAAAGCUUUCAAGAUGUCGCUUCAGAUCACUGUUGCUUUUAUGAACAUGAAUUGUUGUGUAGAUCCCAUCAUUUACUUUUUUGCAUUUAAAGGAUACAAGAGAAGAAUUUUAGGCUUAUUUAAAAUGUAUGUCUCUGGUCCAUCUGUGACAUAUUCAGAAAACCAAAGCACCAGUCAAAAUCAAGGCGGUACUGUCUUAGUAGAGCUGUAGUUCUGCACGGAACCAAGCCAAUGGAGAUGCUACAGCUCACAAACUUAGUAUUAUUUUUGUGAUAUUCAUUUUGUAACAAGUAAAGCUUAAAGUAAAGCAUUAGUAUUCAUUGCCUCUAAGAAAGGAUAACUAGUACCCAUUACUGGCACCGGUACAUCUGUCUAUAUUUAAGGUUGCAAAGGAAACAUUUAGCAGUCCUAGGAAAAAUGUUGGCACAAAAUUUUGGGUCAUAACAUCAACCCUGUGCAAUCAUCCCAGUUCAGGCAAAAAGCAAGAUGAAAUAAUGCAUAGUAGCCAAUCUGUUAUUAAGUGAUAUGUUUUAAGGAUGGAUACCCAUUGGUAAAUAAAAAAAACUGAUCCCAUCAGAUUUAACAGGUUAUAUUCUGAAUCUUUAACUUGCUUUGUGUUCAUUUUAACACAGGCUCAUUAAUUUCUAAGCCUUAAUGACUCAAGGUGUGUUACGGUUCAGCACUGCCACUCUAACACCCCAUAGAACCAAAUGGCGUUUGACACUUAAGAACAGUUGAAAGUAUUUUGAAGAAUUAAAAAGUUGAUCUGCUUUAAUAAAUAUGUAGUUUAUUAAACAAUUUGAUUAUCAAGAUAGUGUUAAUUUGCUUGCAAUCUGUUGGUAUUUCCCAGGCCAGGCCCAGCUUAAGUGGUCCCCGAGGCACCGAUGACCCCUCCACCACAGUGAAGUAAUGAGCAAGGGGGGUAGGGUUGUUAAGGAGUGGGGGACUGUGCAGGGACAGUGGGUUGCAAUAGAAGCAUUGCGCAGUGGUGAGGAGUGCAUCAAAUCCAUUGCUCAUCGCAUUGCUGAACUAGUGGUAGACAAAAAGCUGAACUAGGGGUACACAGAAAAGUAAUGUGUCUAGCUCCCCUCUGUUGUGCCCUAGGCACAUAUCUCUUCUGCCUAAUGGUUAGCAAUAAAUGGCACUCAAAUAAUGCAUGCUUUGUGUUUGAGUCUUUGCUGUAAGUCUGCUGGGCAUACACGCACCGAUAAUAUCGUACGAAAGCUCGGUGAGGCGACCGAAAUCGCAGGAGGCUGCUGA
Messenger RNA from Xenopus tropicalis (tropical clawed frog), 2186 nucleotides. RefSeq names its product G protein-coupled receptor 183, gene 1 (gene gpr183). The record is from RefSeq and is a predicted model, not a curated record. Gene Ontology annotation, biological process: G protein-coupled receptor signaling pathway; signal transduction. Gene Ontology annotation, cellular component: membrane. Lineage: Eukaryota; Metazoa; Chordata; Amphibia; Anura; Pipidae. The transcript has a single exon. Gene Ontology annotation, molecular function: G protein-coupled receptor activity; oxysterol binding. The coding region runs from base 52 to 1137 and encodes 361 amino acids.